AAAGAAGUUCAUCGACAGCAUGCUGAACACGGAGGCCAUGAAGAGCAUCGGCGUCAAGCCCUGGCACGUUACGUUCCCUCCGUGCGCCAAGGCAGGAAGUCAGUGGAGUGAGGAGUACAUCGCGUGCCUGUUCGAGAACUUCGCACAGACAGUGUGGCAUAUCUGUUGCACCGUGGCCAUGGGUGCGCACCCCGAGGCAGUGGUGGAUGAACGCCUGAGGGUCCGUGGCGAAGUAACGGGUCUGGGUGUGGCCGAUGCUUCUGUGAUGCCGGAAAUCGUGGCCGCCCACACAAACGGGCCGAGCAUGACGAUUGGCAGCAAAGCAGCAGCCGUGAUUAUAGAGGACUGCGCUGGAGUACAGUGAGACGUAGCAAGCGCUGUGAUAGGCUCACGACUGCGGCCGUGGAGCGACAAUGUCAUCGGUAGUCAUGAAAGUGCAUUUUUGGACACCGCGCAGAAAGGCAGCGUUGAAGCAAUCCCCACACGACGUCGAAAUAAAGAAAAUGUGUUGUCUACACUUGAAUGCAGCCGUUUUCUUUGCUAAAUAAAACUGGCUGGAAGAAUAAACCAGCCAUGAAGACGACAGACAAAG
Molecule: messenger RNA, 592 nt
Organism: Rhipicephalus sanguineus (brown dog tick)
Lineage: Eukaryota; Metazoa; Arthropoda; Arachnida; Ixodida; Ixodidae
Exons: 2
Coding region: 20-364 (114 amino acids)
Molecular function (GO): oxidoreductase activity, acting on CH-OH group of donors; flavin adenine dinucleotide binding
Source: RefSeq, a predicted model, not a curated record